Molecule: messenger RNA, 1218 nt
Organism: Camponotus floridanus (Florida carpenter ant)
Lineage: Eukaryota; Metazoa; Arthropoda; Insecta; Hymenoptera; Formicidae
Product: odorant receptor 13a-like
Exons: 7
Coding region: 21-1217 (398 amino acids)
Biological process (GO): sensory perception of smell; detection of chemical stimulus involved in sensory perception of smell
Cellular component (GO): plasma membrane
Molecular function (GO): olfactory receptor activity; odorant binding
Source: RefSeq, a predicted model, not a curated record
UAUACCUUUGAGAUACAUCUAUGGAAUCUUCAGGUUACAGAGAUUUCUUAUGGGCAAUUGACUUAAACCGUCGGAGCUUAGAAUUGAUCGGCUUAUGGCCUAAUAUGGAUGGAGUUGUUAAAAGAAGAUUUGGUCCUGACAUUCGUGCAAGUUUUGCUUUCAUUAUGAUCGUAUUUAUUCUUGGUAUUCCUCUUGUACAUGCAUUUAUGCGAGUUUGGGGUGACAUGAUACUAAUGAUAGACAAUUUACGACUUACAUUACCUAUAUUUUCGAUUUUAUUAAAAUUUGUUAUUAUGCGACAAAAGCAAUCAGUACUAUUAUCCGUUAUAAACAUGAUGAAAGAAGAUUGGAUGACGUUAACACAAGUCGCAGAAAGAGAUGUAAUGAUGAAGCGUGUACGGAUCUCUCGUUUGAUUAUAAUUUGUUCAUACGUUCUGAUGGUAUUUACGUUAAUUAUGAUAACUAUUUUUCCUUAUUUUGGUCUAUCGUUCAGACAUCUAACAAAUCUUACGGAUCGGAACAAACCAUUAAUUCUGCAGACAUAUUAUUGUUACGACACAGAUAAAAGUCCACAGUUUGAGUUGACAUAUUUUACUCAAGUUGUAGGACUGUUUAUGGCUGUCGUAAUGUAUGCAUCGAUAGAUAGUUUUCUUGGAUUAGUAAUUUUUCAUGUUUGCGGUCAAUUAGAGAACUUCAGAGGCCGAUUAGUCAAUUUGGAUGCAGAUAACGAGUUCAAAAAAGCUUUGAGUUAUAACGUAGAAACGCAUGUGCGACUUAUCAGAUAUGUUGACAUAGUCGAAGAUAUAUUCAAUUUAAUGAUGCUCACAUCGAUGGUACAUUUUAGCUUUUUAUUUUGUGUAUUCGGAUUUGUGCUGAUUGUUAUGAUUAAUAAUGAGAAGAUAAAUGCUGCGAGUUUCUCACGAAUAUAUUAUAUAAUAGUAAUUAUCAUUAUUUUAUUCGCGCAAAUGUUUUUCUAUUGUUAUGGUGCAGAGCUAAUAACAGAACAAUCUGAAGCAGUAUAUCAUUCUGUAUACGACCUUGAAUGGUACAAUUGGGAAUCUAAACAAGCGAGAAAUCUUAUUUUAUUAAUGAUUCGAAUUCAGAAACCCUUUCGUAUCACUGCAGGAAAGAUUGUUCCACUAACAAUGACCACUUUUUGCAAUCUAUUAAAAACAUCGGCUAGUUAUAUGUCGGUUUUAUUGGCAAUACAAAAUUAAA